AUGACAUUUCCAGACUCAUCAUCCCAGCUCCUCUCGCCAGUGGAUCACACAGUGCCCAAGGUGUAUUUCACUUUCUAUCUUUCCUUCCUCCUAAAGGAUCCACAGGCCGGCGUUGAGUCUAUCCAAAAGGGUCUUACAACCCUGAUCAAUCGAGUUCCAUUUCUAGCAAAAGAUGUGGGACCCUCCCACGUUGAGAACCAUGACAAUGUCCACUGCAUUCAGCCCCCGUCAGCCAAGUCCCAGUCCAUACCUAUGCUUCGAAUUAGACAUCACCUGAACGAAUCAGUCCGUUCAAUGCUAGCCACUGCAUCAUGUACCGGGGUCGAAGACCUGCAAUAUUCCGAACGAUAUGCCCCAUUGCCAACAGUAAUGGAUCCCCAAGAAAGUCAGCCCAUACUGCGCUUCGUCGCGAAUGUCAUGGUCGAUGGCGUCAUUCUAUCCCUUAGUUUCAACCACAUUGCUGCAGACGGCACAGGAAUUGGGAAUAUUCUGGAGCUACUGGCGGAGUGCUGCCGCAAUGAACGCAAGCACCUUGGCCCCCAACGGUUCGACUUGAAAUUGCGCCGUCAGUUAUCCUUGCCCAGUUGUGUUGCAGGAAAACAACCGCUAAAGACGUUCUGGGAGACAUACACCCCUGAGGAGCCCUUUCAUUGUCUGGAACAGGAUACCUGGUCCAUGGCCACUGCUUCGAUGGCCUCCGAGUUGAAUACAUUUCGAUUCAGGUUUCCUACCCGGAAGAUCAAAAUCCUGAAGGACAUCUGCACUUCUGUGCUGUCAUCACAUCUCGAAGAAGACAACAUGCUGAGCAAGAAGCUCCGGCACUUUGUUUCAAGCAACGAUGUGCUCACCGCGUUUCUAUCUAUCUGUCUCCAGCAGACGCGAACUGUCGAAGCCGCUUUGCACGUUGACCACGAUUACACCGUCGCAUUCGUCGCAAAUCUCCGUUCCCGUAUGCGUCCACCCUGGCCUGAGCACUACAUGGGCGUCCUGCUCACCAUGGUGCUUGUUUCCCAAUCCGAGUUGAUUAAUUUCGUGGACGAGACAAAGGUCGCUAUUGUAGCAAGUGAGCUGGGAUUCGAUAAAGACGAGCUAGUGCAGAUCACAAACCUGUCUAUGAACAUGCGCAAGAAGUUGCAGGAGAUUGAUGACGGUUAUGUGCGAGGGCUACUCGCUCAUAUGCAAAAACAACGUGAUUGGAGCCAGAUGAAUAUCAAGGGAGGAGACUUCUCAUAUUCUAGCAUCAGACACCUGAAGGUUCACGACCUAGACUGGGGUCCAAGUCUGAGCAAGAUUGCGGGCUUUCGGUUGUAUUUUGGUUUGCUUGAAGACUUUUGCCUCUUGCUGCCUGCAGACCAGACGGGAGACUGGGAUAUGCAAAUUAGUCUACGGCCAAGUCAUCAGCGGGCGUUGAUGGAGAAUCGGUUGUUUCGGUGGGCCACAGGGGAUUAG
This is a messenger RNA of Aspergillus costaricaensis CBS 115574, 1449 nucleotides long. Its product is annotated as O-acetyltransferase. Lineage: Eukaryota; Fungi; Ascomycota; Eurotiomycetes; Eurotiales; Aspergillaceae. The transcript has a single exon. The coding region runs from base 1 to 1449 and encodes 482 amino acids. The record is from RefSeq and is a predicted model, not a curated record.